GGCCCGAAGCCGCGCGGCGAGAUCUUCCAGCGCCACCGGCGCAGCCCAGCGCAGCGUAAAGCCAGGCGAGGAGAGUACCCGCGCGGCCCAGCACCUUCCAGCGUCCUCGGGACCAGGCGCUCGCUGCUGCCCUUUCUCUGGACGCCGAGCAAAACACAGGCACCCCUGCCUGCUGCACACUUCUCAUCUUUCCCGUUGGAUGAGGUCACUUGUACGUCCAGCCUCGGCCUUAGGGCUGCCCGGGUGGAGGAAAGGCAUCAGUGUUCCAGUGAAGGACCUUUUCCAGGGCACUCACGAUGACAGUUGCCAAGUCCUGUAGUAGGUCCUGGGUGAGGAAGCCUUGACUCAUGGGACAUAACAGCAUUGCUGGAUGCCUGGUACAUUUAAGAAACCUGACUGCAUAAGAAGCACUCUACAUGGGCAGAGGAUGUUACCUGGAAUCAGAGCACUAAAUGAUCCCGACUUUUCUUGAUUUAAAUGUGCUGCCCUCCAUUUCAAGAUGCCUUUGCAUUUCUGAUAAAUGCAAACUGACAAAUCUCCAGGCCACCACAGAGGGGAAAUCAUUACUGCUUGAAGCCUGGAAGACUGUCCUUAAUAAAGACAAGUCCCCAAUUGUUGUUGAAAUGCUGAGGAAGUUGCGGAGGAGGAAACUUUUUUCUUAUCCCACUAAAUACUACUUCUUCCUUCUUGUUUUUUCCCUGGUCACCUUCUCUGUUUUAAGAAUUCAUCAAAAGCCUGAAUUUGUAAAUGUUGGACAUUUGGAGCUGCUUGAAGAGAAUCCUAGUAGUAAUAUUAAUUGUACCAAAGUUCUGCAGGGUGACGUAGAUGAAAUCCAAAAGGUAAAGCUUGAGAUUCUAACAGUGAAAUUUAGAAAUCGCCCUCGAUGGACAAACUAUGACUACAUAAACAUGACCAGUGAUUGUGCUUCUUUCAUCAAGAAGCGCAAAUAUAUUGUAGAACCCCUUAGUAAGGAAGAGGCAGAGUUUCCAAUAGCAUAUUCUGUAGUGGUUCAUCACAAAAUUGAAAUGCUUGACAGGCUCCUGAGGGCCAUUUAUAUGCCUCAGAAUUUCUAUUGCAUUCACGUGGAUUCAAAAUCAGAGGAAUCCUUUUUGGCCGCGGUGAUUGGCAUUGCAUCCUGUUUCAGUAAUGUCUUUGUGGCCAGUCAGCUGGAGAGCGUUGUGUAUGCAUCUUGGAGCCGGGUUCAGGCUGACCUCAACUGCAUGCAGGACCUCUACCGAAUGAACGCAGACUGGAAGUACUUGAUAAAUCUCUGCGGUAUGGAUUUUCCUAUUAAAACCAACCUGGAAAUUGUCAGGAAGCUCAAGUCGUUAAUGGGCGAGAAUAACCUAGAAACGGAGAGAAUGCCAUCCAAUAAAAAAGAAAGGUGGAAAAAGCAUUAUGCAGUCGUGAAUGGAAAGUUGACAAACAUGGGGACCGACAAAAUACAUCCUCCUCUUGAAACACCUCUGUUUUCAGGCAGUGCCUAUUUUGUGGUCAGUAGGAGGUAUGUGGAGUAUGUGCUCGAGAAUGAAAAAAUACAAAAGUUUAUGGAGUGGGCAAAAGACACAUACAGCCCGGACGAGUAUCUCUGGGCCACUAUUCAGAGGAUCCCCGAAGUCCCAGGGUCACUGUCCUUAAGCCAUAAGUACGAUAUGUCCGACAUGCAAGCAAUUGCCAGGUUUGUCAAGUGGCAGUACUUUGAAGGUGACAUUUCCAAGGGCGCCCCCUACCCGCCGUGCAGCGGCGUCCACGUGCGCUCCGUGUGCGUUUUCGGAGCGGGUGACUUGAACUGGAUGCUGCGCGUGCACCACUUGUUCGCCAACAAGUUCGACACGGACAUCGACCUCUUUGCCAUCCAGUGUUUGGAUGAGCAUCUGAGGCAUAAGGCCCUGGAGACAUUAAAACACUGACCCUUGGAGGCAGUUUUAGAAAUAAUUAGGAGGCAUGAGAUGUACCCCAUUUGAUUCUUCCACCUAUAACUCUUCAAGCCAGAGAAGCUCUAUGGUUUCUGCAGAGCAGGUCGGUUAGAGAGGUUGUAGCCUUCGGGCUUGACUUAGAGUUAGUGAGAGUGUAGGGCAGGUUGCAGGGCGUUGUGCGGGGGAGUGGGCCGGGUGGCUGGGGAAGAGGUUGAACGGAAGUUAUCCUGUUAAAAGAACUCAGGGACUGAACAAAACCCGAAGGUUUGACCUGUGCCAAAAUUGCUUGGAGAGCUUUAAGUAUGAUGGUUUUUCCUGAUUUGAAUAGAUUUAUAGCAACAGCCAACAAUCAGGAUGUAAUUUAUCUUGUAGACCACAUUUGUUGAAAGAGAAAUUUGACUUUAUUCUAAAUGAUCUUUGUAAAUGAUUGACUUUCUGCUGUAACAUUGCAUUGUGUUGUGUAUCUCUAUAUGCCAUCUCAGGGAACUUGCAAAAACGGGCUUGACUGAAUGUGAAUAUUUCCCAUUUAUGCUUUUAACAAUGUACAUAUGUUUUUAACCCCCCCCC
Orcinus orca (killer whale) is the source of this 2483-nucleotide messenger RNA. RefSeq names its product glucosaminyl (N-acetyl) transferase 1 (gene GCNT1). Gene Ontology annotation, molecular function: beta-1,3-galactosyl-O-glycosyl-glycoprotein beta-1,6-N-acetylglucosaminyltransferase activity. The record is from RefSeq and is a predicted model, not a curated record. NCBI's taxonomy places the organism in Eukaryota, Metazoa, Chordata, Mammalia, Artiodactyla, Delphinidae. Gene Ontology annotation, cellular component: membrane. The coding region runs from base 453 to 1910 and encodes 485 amino acids. The transcript is spliced from 5 exons.